Messenger RNA from Magallana angulata, 5265 nucleotides. Its product is annotated as neuron navigator 3-like. Gene Ontology annotation, molecular function: protein binding. The transcript has 15 exons. NCBI's taxonomy places the organism in Eukaryota, Metazoa, Mollusca, Bivalvia, Ostreida, Ostreidae. The record is from RefSeq and is a predicted model, not a curated record. Bases 1336 to 4713 code for a protein of 1125 amino acids.
AGAGAGGUGAUUAUGUAACAAGUACUUUUCUCGUCAAACCGAUAGUUAAUCUUGCCAUAUGUAUACCGUUCAACGAUAUAAACAUGUUCAGAACUCUCUCCCAAAGGUGUAUUAAAUAUCGCAAACGUACAUGACUUUGAAAAUUGAAUAAAUUCUUGUUUGCGAUUAUUUCCGUGAUAUACCUGUGCUGGAGAUUGUAUAUGUGAGGAGUUUGUGUAACAAAUAGGGGAGGAUUUUUCGGAUGGUGAAUUUCAUCGGAUAUCCAUACUGGCGUUCAUCCAUGUCUAUUGUUGCGCAACAUGCGAGCUGUGUUGUAUUUAACUGGCGGGUGUAAUUGAUUUCAGGUGAGACACCUGCGCGCUCCGUCCGCCCAGGUUUCGGAUAUCGAUCCCCCUUUAUGAGCAGCUCGUAUCACGGGAACUUCACUAAAUUAAGCUCGUUUUAUUUGUCUAUCCCAUUACGCCUCAUAUUUAUACUCAGUCUUCACUGACCAAUAACAAACUCUAUGUUUAUCUCAUGUAUAGCAAUAGACUUUAAUUUUCUUUCUUAAGGGCCAGUGAAAUGUGUAUUUUGAUUGACACAAACUAAGAUAAUAGAAUUCUCAAUCACGGACAGUUAAACAAUAGAUCUGUGUUAUGGAAUAUUAACUACCGCUUCACUCCUCCCGGCUAUUGGAAUGAAACAUUCGAAAUAUUUCAAAAGGUGCGUUAAGCCUCUUCGAUUCUGCGCCAUCGGAUCUUUUUUUGAUAAUCAAUAACUUUACGCUUUUUGUCUUGUUCCGUAAUCAAAGCCAAACAAAGCACUGGGCUGGCUGCUUCUGUGAGGGUCGGGAGACGGUGAACACAGACGCAGGGUAGCGGCGCCAGGAAUCUGCUGGUCAGUGUUUGGUCGAGCAAACGACGAGCGCUCCCGUCUUACAGGGAUUGCUUCUUUUACUUAUUUAGUGGAAAUACCCGGACAAUGGACGGAACAAACAGGGAUUUUGUUGACAGGAAUCGCCAAAGGAUUUCGCACCCUCUCGUUUGUUUUCAUCUACCUGUUUAAAUGGAGCGUACGCAUCCAAUUUCAACGGGGCAUUUGUGCGUGGCAAAUACAAAUGUUUUAUUGUGACCAGAUUUGUAAAGUAAAUUUGGCUUUUAUACACCGUCAUAUGUCAUUGGAAUUCCUAAUGGGUGGAUUGGUUCAUUCAUUUUAUAAAUAUCGAAUUAUUCGUACAAAAUAUCAGUAUUGUUCAUUAAGAAUGACAAGGUGCUUAGUGCAUACAUGAGUGGCGGAUCUAACAAUGACGAAAACGCUCUUAAUUAAAAGGAAUUUUGUUAAUUGAAAUGGAUUAAGAUGCCAAGUCUGAUUAAAAAGCUGUCAGGGAGGGUACCGUCUUUGCCUCGCAUCCCUGAGCCCAGCGAUUCCAGUGAGGAUGACCCCAUUCUCCAGAGGUUGGGCCCGGACAGAAACAGAAUCGCUUGGUCCGGAGAAAAUACCUGUAGUGUCAUCCCUAAUGCUCAGAAUGGACCAACGGAGCCUGUUCAUAAUGAAGGUUCGCAAUCUACAGCCCGGGGCAUUUUGCGGAACCCAGCGGGCAGGGGCCAGGGUGGUGCAGCUGCUAGCGCUGGAGCCCUUUCUGGUCCUAGUCCAAAGACGCCGGUGUCCACUAGACCGCGUUACAAUAGAACACCGGUUCGAAUGACUGUGGCAGGGGACUGGGCCUUAAAAGAAUGUGAGACACUAACAACUUGGGUGAAUAAAGUCCUCAAGGACACCGAUGCAGAAUCUGUGGUGGAUCUUAGAAAAUGUGUAGGGGAUGGAGUGACACUAGUGAAAUUAGCUGAAAAAACUUGUGGAAAAUUCCCGAAGGAAGUAGACACCGACAUAAACUCACGGCAGGACCGAAUCAAGAACUUACAAGUCUGUCUAAGUCAUCUCAAGUCAGCAGGAGUCGAUCUUACAGCAAUUGAUGCUGAAGAUAUUGCAGAUGGGAAUUUAAAGUCCACUCUUCUCCUCAUUGGGAAUAUCAAGAGAAACGUGGAGGCAGAAAGUGACACAAAAACGAAGAAGAGCGCUGCAUUUAAGGGAAGUAACAAUGUAGCUACCUUUAAAAUGCCAGGGGCAGUAACUCUUCCUGGUGGCAUGAGGGAACCCCCUCUAGGAGUCAAUGAUUAUCCCUCUACUCCCCAGAGGAGGGUUUCAACUCAUACCUCAGAGGACCUGAUUCCAGGGAUCCUGAGGAAAGAGGAGACAGUUCCUCGCCCUCAGUCUGUUCCUCCUCAGCCAAUGAUUUCAAUGACAGAGCUGAAUUCUGGUGGAGCUUUCCAGCGUGGGGUGGAGGAGAGGAGACAGUUGUACUCCCACAACAAUUACAGUACUCAGUUGCCCAGGGCAGGGGGUGGGACUAGACCCCCAACAGCAGUUAAACCCAGCAUGCCCCCCGCCAACAAACCAAUGUCCAAUGCUUGGUCCACAGAGUCCCAGAAACCUCAGCCAGGACCAAUGGGUGCUCACUCCGUGGAGGAACGAUUGAGGUCGUUGAUUUCUAGUCCCGCCUCUGAGCGGGAGAACCUUGCUUCCAGGAGUUUCGAUGAUGGUGAAUUGAUCGUACCAUUUCCUCCACAACCUCGUAAUGGUGCAACAGGGGGAGAUAACUCUACUCACCAGCGAUAUCCGUCCAUACCUGUACAUUCUCAGUCCAACUCAUACAUUCCGUCCAGACCAAAUGAUAGGGCACAGCAUGGUUCUAGAGCAGAGGCAAUACUCAAUCAACCGAGCGCAUCAUCAAAUUAUCACGAAUCAUCGCGGGUCCAAUCACCAUACAAGCCUAGCCAAGUUCACAACACAUCCUAUCAAGACCUGCCUUUAUCUCAUGGUGGAAGCAUCUACCCCAGUGCCAUUCCCUCAGGGCAAUUAAAUCAGGGGUAUAGUGACAAAUCUCGGAGUAAGGUCUCUACCCCUAGUGUUGACCCUGAGGACUGGAGUCCAAGAAGAGGGCAUGAUAAUCUUGGAUUUAGCCAAGACACUUCUUCACCAGUGAGAGAAGCUAGAGGACUGAACAGAGAGGAUGAAGCCUCUUCUAAAGGUCCUGGAGCUGAUGGAAUGAGAAAUGCCUGGAACAAACUCUUUGGAGGGAGGACCUCAGUUCAAGUAGAUUCAAGGCCACAACAUUCCCAGCAUCCCAAGAAUUUAAAUAACUACUUGGAUAUGACGGGUAAGGACUCCAGAAAUCACAUGACUCCUCCAACAACACAGAGAACAAGUCCAUUAGGACAAAGUAUUCAAGGUCAUGGGUCAAGCCCGAGUCAGCUCAGCUCAUCACCGCAUUCUCCGAGUAGUGUCUCAUAUACAGGACUAAAUAAACCCUCCACAGAAAACCUGUCCGGUUCCCAACACACAAUAGGACCUUCAUCAAAGUAUCCAGACUAUUCAGGAAGGCCAGUGGCAAGCAAGGAAUCUGAGGAAAAGCGCAAUGAUGUUUUUAGAGAUCCCAGAGGGCUUCCUCCAAAGCCUUUUCCUCGGGCUAACAGUGACAGCACUCUUCAUGAGCCUGAGGCUAGUAUUUUCGAUUAUCGGAAUUCAUUCAGUGAGGCUUCUUCCCGUUCUGUGACUCCUCCCCUUCCGCCAUUAUCAAAUACUGACUCUGAUUCCUCAGAGGGUGGCCCACCUCUUCCUCGUGCCUCAAACUCUGCGACUCUUUCCUCCCAAAAAACUCCUGAUGUUGUGAACUCCACUACAAGGGUUUCUAGCGGGGACAAGAAAAAACGGACUUAUCCUUCUCAACUCCCUAGCAGGAAUGACAAGAAACAUUCAUUCAAGUCAUCUUCUCAUUCGAAAUUUUCGCACUCCCAAAUGAAUGAGAGGAUGCAGGAUUCAGGGGUUUUGAGUGAUGUCAGGGAGAUGGGAACUGACAGUGAUCUUCCAUUUGAUAUUGAGGAUACCAUUUUGACUGUAGAUUCCAUUGAUACAGAAAUGCAGACAAUUCAUGAUGGAAUUCAGAAGAUGCACCUCAGAGGUAAUGAACAUUUUGGUGGAAUGAAAGAGAGACUUGACAAUCUUGAGGGACUAUAUUCGGAGGUUGUUCGUGUACUGGGAACUAAUCCUCCCAGUAUGAGGAGGAGAUGGAGUCUUGCUAGCUCAGACACAAGCUCACUCCAAAGACCAGUCAGGAAGUUCAAAUCACAGUCCGGAAAUCCCAACUCACACAGUAGGAGCCAUCAUCACCAUCACCACAAAGACAUCAAAGCCAUAAAUCGCCGUUUCCAGCGAUUGGAAUCCCAUGUAGUUACACUAGCUAGAAGUGUAGCCCAUUUGUCAUCCGAAUUACGAUCCCAUAAUUCCAUGGUCAGUGAGUUGGAGUCUUUACGCAAAGAAGUUCGAGAGAUGAAAGAGCAACAGUUCAUAUUGUCCCACCAGUCUGGUCCACAGGGUUACAACUCUCUAGAACACAACAAGGGGUGGGGGCCCUCCCUGACUAACCCCAAGAGGAUUAAUAAACUCACUCAGUUUUUUGGACAAGAGCCUCCACUUAUGGAAUGGUUUUUGAAGAAUUUAGGCUAUGAGAAAUUUGCUUGUAACUUCAAUGCUGAACACAUAGGAAUGCUAGAGCUACCUUAUAUGACAGAGGAAAGGCUCGAGAAGAUUGGAAUUCCCAUGGGACCAAGACUAAGAAUUCUACAGGAAGCCCAGAACUGUUUCCAGCAUGAAAACCUCAAUAUAUACAUUGUCUAAGACAUAUUGCUAACAAUUCUGUUGUAAAGUAUUGAAUCUAAUGGGUUAUGGCUCAGAUAUGAUAUUUUUUUUAUAAAGAUAUACAGUAAACUUUUUAUUUUUACACAUUCAUGUAUGUUGGUUAUGCAAAAAGAAAAAGAACAGUAUAUUGCCGGAGUUUUAUAAACCAGUAUAUUAUGCUAAUAUGUAAUAAUAUUCAACAGAAUGAAAAUACACUUAUACAUGGACUGGUGAAAUAUAUUAUUUUUUAUAUUAAGAUAUGGACUAUAAACAGUUUUAAUUUUACCUAGCCUAAUAGAGUUUGUACUAACAGAUUUGGUGUAUAUAAUCAGGGAGGGGUUUGGCAAUAUAUAACUAUGAUAGUGCUAUUACAAGAACCUUUUGAAUGUGUGAAGGUUUUACAUACAUUGUAUGCUAUUUAUGAUUGCAUGUGUUCAUUAUCCACUGAAAGCAAUAGUCUGUUUUUUGUCUGUAGUGUACCCAGCCAUCCAGUUGUUAUUUAUAUUAUGUGUAUUUGUUCUGUGAUAAAUAAAAUGAUCCUUCCUAAAUUUA